GCCGGGAGCGCGCCCGCUCACUGCCCACAGGUAAAAGUUUUCCUCGGCGGGCUGUUUCCCGCGCACACCGGAGCGAACCAGCCAACUGGCGCUCAUCGACGGAUUUGAACCAGUCCACGUUCUUGGAAUGACACCUCGCUGAGCUGCUGUGAUGAGAUCCUCUAUCCUCGGAUCCUUUUGCGCUCUUCUCCUGCUGCUGCGGGAACCUGCGUGCCGUGGGGAUGAGGUGACGUCCGGCACAGUGAACCCAUGCUGCUAUUUGCCGUGUCAGCACUGGGGUGUUUGCGUAUGGUAUGCAGAGGACCGCUACGAGUGUGACUGCACCCGCACCGGCUACCAUGGGAAGAACUGCACCAUCCCGGAGUUCUGGACUCGGGUGCGUGACCUCGUGAAACCCGGGCCGGACACGGUGCACUACAUCCUCACCCACUUCAGCUGGCUCUGGGACAUCGUCAACAGCACCUACCUGCGUGAAGUUCUGAUGCGGCUUGUCCUAACAGUGAGGUCCAACUUAAUUCCCAGCCCUCCAACAUACAACUCUAAAUACGGUUACCUCAGCUGGGAAUCCUACUACAACCUGAGCUACUACACUCGGAUUCUUCCGCCAGUCCCGGAAGACUGCCCGACACCUCUGGGUGUCAAAGGUAAAGCUGGGCUGCCAGACCCUGAGCUGCUAGUGGAGAAGCUGAUGAAGAGAAGGACAUUCAGGCCCGACCCGCAGGGCUCCAACCUUAUGUUUGCCUUCUUUGCGCAACACUUCACCCACCAGUUCUUCAAGACCUACAACCGCAUGGGCUUAGGCUUCACAAAGGCCCUUGCGCAUGGGGUGGAUGCGGGGCACAUAUACGGUGAUAACCUGGAGCGGCAACUUCAUCUCCGACUUUUGAAAGAUGGGAAAAUGAAGUAUCAGUUGAUUGACGGCGAGAUGUACCCUCCCUCUGUAGCUGAAGCCCCCGUCAAGAUGAGCUACCCCCCGGGCACGCCCCCCGAGGCCCAGAUUGCUAUCGGCCAGGAAGUAUUUGGACUUCUGCCUGGCUUGGGAUUGUACGCAACGCUGUGGUUGAGGGAGCACAACCGAGUGUGUGACAUCUUGAAAGCCGAGCAUCCUAGCUGGGAUGACGAGCAACUCUUCCAGACCACGAGGCUCAUCAUCAUUGGCGAGACCAUCCGGAUAGUGAUAGAAGAAUAUGUGCAGCACCUCAGCGGCUACAUGCUGCACUUGAAGUUCGACCCCACCCUGCUCUUCCACGCCCAGUUCCAGUACGCGAACCGCAUCGCCCUAGAAUUCAGCCAACUUUACCACUGGCACCCCUUGAUGCCCGACAGCUUCCAUAUCAACGGGGACGAGCUCGCCUACCAGCAGUUCCUCUUCAACACGUCCGUGCUCACCCACUACGGCGUGGACAAGUUGGUCGACGCCUUUUCCCGCCAAGUGGCCGGCCAGAUAGGCGGGGGCCAAAACGUGAACCCUGUGGUGACGCCCGUAGCCGUGAGGACCAUCAAAGAGUCGCGGCAGCUCCGCAUGCAGCCCUUCAACGAGUACAGGAAACGUUUUAACCUCAAGCCGUACACGUCCUUUAAAGAGUUCACAGAUAACGAGGAGAUAGCGCUCACUCUUGAAGAGUUCUACGGCGACAUUGACGCUCUUGAAUUUUACCCUGGCAUGCUGCUGGAGAGGACGCGGCCGGGGGCCAUAUUUGGCGAGAGCAUGAUAGAGAUGGGUGCGCCCUUCUCCCUCAAAGGCCUCCUGGGGAACCCCAUCUGCUCCCCCGAGUACUGGAAGCCCAGUACUUUCGGGGGCCGCGUGGGCUUUGACAUCGUCAACUCGGCCACGCUGAAGAACCUGGUGUGCCUCAAUUCUAGGACGUGUCCUUACGUGGCGUUCCGAGUGCCGCCAGAGGAACAGAGUGUCAGGACGGAUGAGCUAAAUGAAACAACCAUUGCCAUGACGACGCUAGACGACAAGCUCCUUGGAGAGAAGCUGCAGUACUACUACAGCAGCAGCGAGGAUGAAGGCAGCGAUAACGAGAAUGAUGAGAGGGAAUCCAAAACCAUCCGAGAUGGUGCCGCCAACAUGCCUGAGCUUGACUAUAGCGCGGACGGAAGUGCGGUCAACACAGGACCAAAGGGUGUGAUCAAUGACUGGAGGAAGUACAAGCAGCUGGAGGUGGAGCAGAAACAGGAACAGAAGAAGGAAAUGGAGCACCUGAUCAAGAAGCUGUCCAUGACAUGUCGCUCCGACCUGGACCUGGAAAACGACAAACAGAAGCAGAAGGAGCUGCAGGACAAAAUCAAAGGCAAAAUGACCAUGCAGGAGUACAACAUGCUCCGGCAGGAAGAGGACGACGAGGACUUCCUGCAGCAUUACCGCGCGCAACGCAUAGAGGAGAUGCGACGGCAGCUGUGCCGCGGCAAGCGCUUUGAGCGCGUCCAGGAACUUGCCGGCGGCGAGGACUUCUUGGAGGCGUUGGACGAGGAGGACAAGAACACACCGGUCAUGAUCCACAUCUACGAGCCCGACGUGCCCGGCUGCGAGGCCAUGAGCGGCAGCCUGGUGUGCCUGGCGCGCGAGUACCCGCUGGUGAAAUUCUGCAGCGUGCGCAGCUCGACCAUCGGCACCAGCCCGCUCUUCCGGAACGGCGCUCUGCCCGCCCUGCUGGUCUACAAAGGCGGCGAGCUCAUCGGCAACUUUGUGCGGAUCACCGACCAGCUCGGCGACGACUUCUUCGCCGUGGACGUGGAGGCGCUGCUGCAGGAGUACGGCAUGCUGCCCGAUAAGGCGAGCGCCGUGGCUAAGACGCUCCGCAACGGCGCCAUUGUUCAGAGCAACCUAAGCGACGAGGAUUCUGACCUCGACAUAGACUAGAGCGCUUUCUGGCUGAUGUUCUGCAUCCUCUAUUUUUUCCUUUGUAAAUACACACAUUUCCCCCUCAUAUCCCAUGUUUUCUUUUCCUAAAAUUUCUCGUAAAAUUAAUAACUUAUUAGUCAAUAUUAAGAUAUGUUUCCUUUAAAUAACGUUUCAAAUGUUAUUCAGGUUAAACUAUUGACAUUGUUUUAUUUAUCGGUGUAAUGGCGGUCACGAGCUAUGGUGAAUAAACAAAACACCUCAUUUUGAA
Molecule: messenger RNA, 3116 nt
Organism: Syngnathus typhle (broad-nosed pipefish)
Lineage: Eukaryota; Metazoa; Chordata; Actinopteri; Syngnathiformes; Syngnathidae
Gene: pdcl
Product: phosducin-like
Exons: 15
Coding region: 152-2866 (904 amino acids)
Biological process (GO): regulation of G protein-coupled receptor signaling pathway; response to oxidative stress; cyclooxygenase pathway
Cellular component (GO): neuron projection; cytoplasm
Molecular function (GO): peroxidase activity; heme binding; oxidoreductase activity, acting on single donors with incorporation of molecular oxygen, incorporation of two atoms of oxygen
Source: RefSeq, a predicted model, not a curated record